This is a messenger RNA of Lytechinus pictus (painted urchin), 6719 nucleotides long. Its product is annotated as mitochondrial dynamics protein MID49-like. The transcript has 2 exons. The coding region runs from base 474 to 1895 and encodes 473 amino acids. Gene Ontology annotation, cellular component: mitochondrial outer membrane. Gene Ontology annotation, biological process: positive regulation of mitochondrial fission; mitochondrion organization. Lineage: Eukaryota; Metazoa; Echinodermata; Echinoidea; Temnopleuroida; Toxopneustidae. The record is from RefSeq and is a predicted model, not a curated record.
GUGGUUAUAGCCUGUACUCGGUCAAGUGUGGAGCGACAAGACGUGACGACAACUCUUGAUUAAUUCGGUGCUAUCAAUUCUAAUGGCUGGUUUAUCAUCUUUGAAGGUGUGAUGGCGGGUAGGUAGGUAGCUAAUAGUUGAAACUAUAGAAGACUGGGACUGUAACUUUGUACGGUAGCCGGUAGUCGAGUCUCGAGAGCUCGAGAGACGCCGAAACUCUAAGUUCCAGCCACAAGUCAACACAGGCUCACACACUGCAAAGCCGCAGCCCAGGCACAGACACAGGUGCGUAGUGGGAGGAGUAGUAUUGUAAACAUACCGGUACCAACACUUUCUAUCUACCACUUCUCGCGCUGACGCAGUACAACCACUCCGGACCCGGGACAAGAAAGAGGGGACCAGACGGGGAACCAGAGCAGCAGACAGAGGCAGGGUAGUGAUACAGCCUUUAAAAUACAGGUGCUCGGGUCUCGAUGGCACAUAACAACAGAGAGAGGUCCUCUGCCCAGGAAAGAGAUUCCUGGUGGGCAAUGGGGCUUAAGGCUGCAGCUGGUCUAGGUGUACUUUCAGCAAGUGCCAUCCUUGCAGCAGAAGCAUACAAAGCAACAAAGCAGAGGGAAAAAUACAAUGCCCAAGCUCACCACCGUCAACGUCAGCAGCAGAUGGCAGCAUCUUCCUCUGCUCAGGUAGAGAGCUGUAGUGAUGAUGGAGCAGAAGAAGAGAAAGAACCAUACGCAUCUGGUCGCCGAACCUGUGAUUGGUCAGAUUACGAGGAAGUGGAUUCUGAUGAUUAUGAAGAAGCUGCUGCUCAGGAACAUGCAAAUGUGCGAAUGUUACCCGUCAAUUCUGAUGUGCCAAGCGCAAGUGGAUUACCUCUCAAAACAAGGUUGGAGAGCUACUACACAAGCUAUGUCCUACCUAAUGAAGAGAGGCAGCAAUCUGAAAGAGAAGAGCUGAAGCCAUUUAAAACAUUCUUCAUGAAGUUUGUGAAACAACAUGGAAAUAACCUCCCCAUCCAGAAUGCCUUCUUUGCUGGGGACAGGUCUCAGGUUACCAUUGUCAAAGCUUAUGAUGCAUCCACCAAAUUACUUGUGCUUCCUAUUGAAAUGAACCCCCACACUUGGGAGUAUGAAGAUGCUCGACAUUCUGUUCUGAAGGCACCUGGGUACUUCCUGGUAAGACGGAUCAAUCUGGACUUCAUCCCGAAAGGCCAGGAUCCUUGGGACAAGUUUAUGGUCGGAAACUAUCUCUGCCCUGCAUAUGUGCUUCGCCAUCUACAAAGGCUUCUGGGUAGCAGUAUCAACGAAUUCUGCAAGAUGUCCCCCGGAGAAGAACCAAGUGUGACCAUAGAAGCUAAAAUCUAUGCCAAACUUGGUCCCAGACUUGUGACCCUGUCAUCGUCUCCAUUCUCUCCACGUCCUUCCGGUGUUAUGCAAGAUGAUGAAUAUGAUGAAGUAGAAAGUAUGGAGUUGAAUCUUCGCCCUGAUACUAAUCUUUGGAUGUGGUGCUUCAAUGAGUUUGUGCUUGAGAUGCUACAUGAGCUUGAUGGCUCAGAUGGGGGAUGCAGGAUGAAGUGUUUGGCCAUCAUGGAAGUCCUGAGAGUCAACAACUCCAAACUUCAAGUGCUCUCUCAUGCCCACCUACUAGCCAUCAUGUACAUCGCUUGUGUCGAAGAAACAGAGUGGGAUGAACAGAUGUUGGCAGAACGGUUCUUUGAUAUCCUAGUGAUCCUGACAAGGUGCCUGUCCAACCAUGAUCUUCCGCAUCCAAGGGAUCAGAGUGUGAACUGUUUCCUGGACCUUCCAUCCUGGGCUCUCCAGAGGAUACGGAAAUGGCUGAAGAGCAUAUUAAAGAACCCCAGAAAGAUAAGUGGUAUGCUGAAGCAUAAGUACUGAGUGACAGUUUCAAAUUGUUCUGAAACUGCACUCUCAAUUACAACUCUGUGAGAGAUGGGUGAUUAACUGAAUAGGGAAUGUUUGCUUAAGAGUCACACUGAAGAUUCAAGUAAAGAGAGAUGGAUUUUUACAUUACAAAGACUCCGAUAGAGUCUUUCUUAAAAAUAGAAGAACCAGAUUGAUGGCUCUUUCCUAAGUUCAGAGUGAAUUAUCCGUUUGCAGUGUCAUCCAUUUUGGAAAAAGCAUGUUACAGCUAUUCCAGCUAUUUAUUCACUUCAUUAGUGGAUUGAAGGAUUCAUUGUCAUGUUAGUUAAGAAGAUAUUACUCUUCAUGAAUCCUUUGUUCUGAGUGAAAAUUCCCUAAAUAAAUAAACUUUUGUCAAUACAAAAAAAAUUAUAACCUUCUCUUGAUCAAAUCAAGGUGCUUUAUAUACAGGAAAUUGAAAGAGGAAUGAAUUAAUAGAAUACUUGAUGACACACAUGUAUGUAUGCAUGUGAAAUAGUUAUGCUACCUUUUAAAGAAGCAUGUAAGCUUAAGGUAAAAUCUGGAAAAGACCAUGUUUUUAGCUAAAGAAAAACUAACAAAGUAACAUAUCGUGUGCAGUUACCUAUAUACUGAACCUUUAUUAAAACAAGUACAUCCUUAAACAUUUCUUGACAAACAAGAACGUGCUUUAUUUUGCAUGUAUAGUGUAUGCCAGUUUCAGUAUAGCCAUGUACCUUUUGUUGAAAGUUGCUGGUACUGAAUAUAAACCAGAAAUUAUUUAAGGUUAUAUUUGAGUGACUACAUAGUGAUCUGCGUUACAUUCAAAAUUCACCUAUUCUCUUGAUACCAGCUGAAUUGAAGUUGUAAAUUUAAUGUUGUAUUUUUAUUAUGAAUAUUAAGUACAUUUUACAGGUCAGUGAGUAUUUACACAUGUAGUACAUUUACAGGUCAGCAUCUGGGAUCAAGUUGUCUGGGAUCUUAUCCUAAUUGGCAAGUAUUUCUAUUACAUGUACGUUUUGUUCAUAUAAGGUUUGUUUCAAAUUACUAAAGUCAUACCAUUUAUGUAUUAUAUACAUACUUUAAAAGUAAAUAUAGUACAUGUAUUCAAUUAAGUAGUUUUUAAUGCACUGAAGACUUUCUUUUGAUUAAGCAUUGGAUCUUAUUAAUAUUGAUCGUUUGUUGUAGGAGCCAAUGCCACUGUGCUGUAUGGCCAUUCUUGGUCACAUGUGUGACCAAAAUUAUGACAAAUCUUGAAUACAAUUAGUUUAAAAAAAUUUUUUUUUAGAGAUUUAUUAAUUCAAAGGUUAUAUAACAUCAAGUUUUAUAUAGUCUGCUAUUAUUUAGAAAUAUUUUUGCUGUCUCCAAUAUGCAGGUUCAAGUUCAGAGGUCAAAAGAAGUGGGUCACAUUUGUGACUUCACACAGAACCAUGAUUUUGAAAGUUUAAUUUUUUUUAUCAUUUUGAAAUUCACAGGAAUUUUCAAAAUGAAAUGAAAAAAAUCAUCAUAAUUAGUCAUAAAUCUGUAUAAUUUACAGAUUUAUACCUUAUUAAAAUCACGAUUCGUCAAGAUUUCUGUCACACAUAUGACCAAGAAUGAACCUGUAGUGCAAUACCACCUGUCAACCAAUGGCCAAUCAUGAUCAGACCUACACAAAACAACCAAUAAUUUGCAAGAAACCUGCCCAUUUGAAUGCCAAUGCACCAAUUCACUACAUGUACUUGGUAAAUUCAUAUCACAACUAUUGCACUUUACAUGCAUGUUACCAAUUAGCAAACAGUCCUUUUCCCACAAAAACAUUGUAAUUUCUCUCCACAAAUAACAUUAUAUGCCAAAUUAUCCUCUGUAUUUACUAAUGGUUAUCCAAAAUACCUCAAAAUAGGCCUCAAAAGGUAUACUUUAAGACUAGCUACAUGUAUUUAUGGCACACAGUCGAUGAGAGACAACAUACAAUGGUGAUCAGUUUGCUCCCCUUUAUUAAAGUCGCCUCAUGCAGGGGCGGAUCCAGGAUUUCCCAAAAGGGGGGGGGGCACAUUUGACAAGCAAAAAAAAGGUCUUCACUUUUAAAAGGGGGAGGCACACUUCUCUUUGAACGGCAUUUUUACAUUAAAAAUUUUAAUUGUGCCUCUCUCCCUGGAUUCCCCAGUGACCUCAUUCAUGGAUUCCUGACAGGAUCGAAUACAGGCUCUAACUUUUGGUAAGGUGUCUUUAAAACAGUAUUGUCUCAUGACCUAAACUAGUCAUAUAUUUGUUCCGUACUCAACAUUUUGAUCAUGAUUCAUGAAUUCGUAUUAUGCCCAGUACAAUUAAGCUGGAAGGAAAAUACACAAUGCUCGGGCGAAUUUGCAUCAAAAUGCUCAGAACAGCCCUGGUGGGUGUUUCAUAAAGCUGUUCGUAAGAUACAAAUGACUUUACGCACGACUGGUGAUCCUUUCUUGUGGUAUGUGAUAUCCCUAUGCAAUUGAGUUAUGACCUAAGAACAUGUUCCAGUCGUGCGUAAAGUCGCUCGUAACUUUACGAACAGCUUUAUGAAACACCCACCAGGAAACUCAAAAACUUAGCCCUGGAAAAUCCCCAUUCAUUGCAAUGUUGUUCAUUGUACAUGUAAUGUAAUGCUCAUCCAAUUUUGCUGAUUUAGGCAGUAAGUUGUGAAAAGUAGCCCCCGAAUAUAAAAGCUCAUUUGUUUGCUUGGAUUGGUUGUGAAAAGUAGAAUACAUUAUCAAAAUAUCUGCCAAGGAUUCAGAAGCCCAAAGCAAUGAUAUGAUUUAGGCCUCUGUUUAUGUAUAUAGAUUUUGAAAUAAACGGUAAUUAUUUUUACUCGAUAGCAAAGACCCUAAAUUUAGCAUUCUGGUCUGUCUUGUUGAUAUACAUGCUGAUUGCAUGAUUACCACAUGAAAUUUGCAAACUCAAAAACACCUCUGAAAUAAGGCUGUAAAUUUCCAUGCAAUACAACAUACAUGUACUUGUGAUCAGGGCACUCAUUCAAUGAACAAGGUUAUGAUGUACAUGUAACCUUGUUCGUUCCCUGAAUAGGACUCCCUGUGUUGUAAAGUAAGGUUGGCAAUGUUUGGCUUAUUUUCUCUCGUUCUUGGGGACAAAUGCUUGAUUUUUUUGACACCGUCAAUUUCCAUUAUUACUAUUCUUCAUAUAGCUUGGCUUUUAAGUAAAUUGAAUUCUUUUUAUUAUUUUUUUUUCUGAAUUAAAAAUAGAGAUUGUUGAAUGACAAUUUUCUUGCAAUUUUUCUUUCCACCAAUAGAGGGCCUAUACAAAAACAUGCUCAAAAUUAAAGUUUUGAGCGCUCUGGUGAAUUAAAAAGAAAAUGAUCCCCAAGGUACUAAUGAAAAAUAAAUCACAUCUGUAUGGAAAUAGGUAUUUUGUUACAAAAGUGAUAUUUAAAAGAAUUUUUAAGUGUGUGUUGUAUACUCCAUAGAUUCACCAUAGGCAGGGUGGUUGCAGUGAACAAGUGGAUGGGGUAAUAAUGAAAGUUUUUGUGGGCAUUUCGUGGCACAUCUUGAAACUAAUUGAAAACAAACACCCACACAUAUAACAUAAAGAUAAACAGCUUUUACAUAUUUUAUAUGCAUGAGUCACUUAUAAAUUUAGUUUGCUAUAACUAGAUUGAAUUGAGUAAAAAUAUCAAUUCUGAAUUCUGAUUAAAUACCUUUUUAGAUAUGUACAUGUAAUACAAAGUGCAAAUCUGUUAUGUAUUCAAUGCAUGCAGAUUGGUAUGCAUUUCAUUGUACUGGGACUACAAUGGCCUGGGAAUUUCUUUUCAAUGCUGUUGCUUUUGAAUACAAUUUGCUUUCGAUUUGGGUAUCGGUUUUGGUCUAUUCCGUUUCAUUGUGCAAUUAUGUGAACUGUAUUUUCAUGCAUAAAUAUAGGUAGUGUAAUAUAGUACUAAUGUCUUCUUUUUGUUUAUUCUCUUACAUGUAUUAGAUUUAUUUGUGUGCUGUAUUCUCCAUUUCGUUACUUGGAAUAUAUGCCCUAUAAAAAUUGUUUUAUUCACUGACAUAGCAAUAUAUGUGGUUCAUUUAUAUUCCAGUGAACUUUUUGCAAGUUCUCAGAUUGUCAAAGUAAUGUUUGUUAAAGAAGUGGGCUCAGUGUCACUACCCGAAGAAGGAUGGUGUCCUCACCCACGCUUACACAAGUUUUUAACGAGGGCAAAGCGGUCUUGAAAACCGCAUUGCGAAGUGGAUUUCCAAACUGGUUUACAAGACUGCUUACAAUCACUUCCAAGAUCACACGUUUCACUAAACUGGUUUAAGAAAGUAGAUGUGAACAGGGUCCUUGUGGAGUGAACAGGUGGGUGUUUCAUAAAGUUUGUAAAUUAAGAGUGACUCUAAGAAGACUGGUGAUACCUUUCUUGUGGUAAAUGGUAUAUUUCAAAAUGUUCAUCGGCGAUGGUUUAGCACAUAAGAAAGGAUCACCAGUCAUUCUUAAAGUGGCUCUUAACUUACGAACAGCUUUAUGAAACAGCCCCCCCCCCCCCCCAGUCAGGUGGUCUUACAUUAACUUCAAGAGACCUUAGGUAUGGCAAGCACAAUUACUUUACUAUAAUGCUAACAAUGCUCAAGGGGGGUCUACUGGAAAAUCGAGGUUUUAUGGAAGUUCUCAUAAAAAGCAAAAUUACCAUCAUGACUAUUUUUAAUCCUUGGUUCAAUGUGUCUGGGCAAUGUUAUCGCAUAGCUUUUGAUUUGAGAGAAACAUCCUCUCAUUAUUGACAAAUGAUGGACCCAUUCUUGUGUAAAUAAAGAGGGCUGUUGUCCUGAAAUCUCAUGCUAUGCAAAUCACAUGUUUGCCUGUUGGGAAGUAAUAAAGCACAUUAUCGUACAUUUCAUGCAA